Molecule: messenger RNA, 576 nt
Organism: Pichia kudriavzevii
Lineage: Eukaryota; Fungi; Ascomycota; Pichiomycetes; Pichiales; Pichiaceae
Exons: 1
Coding region: 1-576 (191 amino acids)
Biological process (GO): transcription initiation at RNA polymerase II promoter; mRNA export from nucleus in response to heat stress; positive regulation of translational initiation
Cellular component (GO): RNA polymerase II, core complex; P-body
Molecular function (GO): translation initiation factor binding; nucleotide binding
Source: RefSeq, a predicted model, not a curated record
AUGAAUCUCUCAACGUCAUCUGUUAUUACUAGAAGAAGAGGUGGUAAGGCGAGCCAACCAGAAGAUGAAGAAAAUGCUUCUGAGUUGAAAUUGGGUCCUGAGUUUCAACUUGAACAGAUUGGUCAUGACGGUGAAGUACAUAAGUUAAUUGCAUUGAAUCUAAGUGAAGCUCGUAUAUUGAUCCGUACAGCAUUAAAAGAGCGUGCAGAAACGAUGUCUAAGUAUACAGGUGUUGAAAUAGAAGGCCUUGACGGUAGUGGUGAACCUGAAGAUGAGCAGUUGGCCAAAUUAACAGCGGCGCCAGCGGCAAAUGAAAUUCUUCGUAAAACUCUGGAACAUUUGGCUUUAUUUGCCAGGUUCAAGGAUGUUGAAACGUGUGCUGCUGUUGAAUCGCUACUCAAGAGUGAAGAAAACUCUAUUUUACAUCCUUUCGAAAUAGCCCAACUAGGUUCUUUAUCAUGUGAAGAUAUUGACGAGGCAACUACUUUAAUUCCAAGUCUCAAUGACAAGAAGGAUAAAAUUGACCUUCAAAGAAUUCUAGAUGAACUGAAUAGAUUGGAAUCUAAUUAUGCUUGA